Molecule: messenger RNA, 2679 nt
Organism: Closterium sp. NIES-65
Lineage: Eukaryota; Viridiplantae; Streptophyta; Zygnematophyceae; Desmidiales; Closteriaceae
Source: the annotation of a GenBank genome assembly
AUGUUCUUCUUUGCUGACCUGGCAGCGGUGGAGGCAGCGUGGGAUUCAGAGGACGCAGCAGCAGCAGACCCCAACGUGCCAGCAGCAGACCUGCGCACAGAGAGCAGUAGUUCCGAGUUUCCCCCUUCUUCCUUUCUCUCCCUUUCCCUUAUCCCAACCUCUCCUUCGCUGUCCCUGCUUCAGUUCUUCUCUGCUGACCUGGCAGCGGUGGAAGCAGCGUGGGACUCGGAGGACGCAGCAGCAGCAGAUCCCAACGUGCCUGCAGCAGACCUGCGCACAGAGAGCACGAGCUCUGAGGCAGGCAGUGGGCUUGAGUCUCAGGCGAGAGAGUCGGAGGAGGAGGCGAGGCUGGACAUUCGGGAAGCUGCCACGAAGAAGCAGGAGAGCAAGAAGACGGAGGACGACUUUGGGGAGGUGGAGGGGGGAGCGACGAUCAUCCAGAGCAGCCCCGAGAGUAAAGAGCCGCCACUCAUGGCAGGGCCGGUGGGGCAGGGCACAGGGGAGGAGGGGGGCGGCGCCCUGCCCUCCCUGGACCUCGAAAACGCCAAGUUCCGCUGGCCGUCGUGCGGUGGUAACCUCAUGGACGACUUUGGGGAGGUGGAGGGGGGAGCGACGAUCAUCCAGAACAGUCCCGAAAGCAAAGAGCCGCCGCUCAUGGCAGGGCCGGUGGGGCAGGGCACAGGGGAGGAGGGGGGCGGCGCCCUGCCCUCCCUGGACCUCGAAAACGCCAAGUUCCGGUGGCCGUCGUGCGGUGGUAACCGCACGGACUGGGUGCCGUGCCUGGACAACGAGAAGGCGAUCAAGGCGCUGAGGACGAACAAGCACUAUGAGCACCGCGAGAGGCACUGCCCGCUGCCUGGCGAGAUGGAGAAAUGCCUGGUGCCGCUGCCCAAGGGGUACAAGGCACAUGUGCCGUGGCCCGAGAGCAGAGACCAGGUGUGGUAUGACAACGUGCCGCACCCGGGCCUGGCGAGCUACAAGAAGGAUCAGAACUGGGUGGCGAUGGAGGGAGACAAGCUUGUGUUCCCGGGGGGUGGCACGCAGUUCACCCAUGGCGCCACGGGGUACAUCAACUUCGUCCAGAAGGCCUUCUCCGACGUGGCGUGGGGUAGGCGAGUGCGCGUGGUGCUGGGCAUGGGCUGUGGCGUGCAUUGCGAAUACCAGUCUGCCUUCGCCGACGUGGCGUGGGGCAGGCGAGUGCGGGUGAUGCUGGACAUGGGCUGUGGUGUGGCGAGCCUGUCAGCAUAUCUGGACGCGUUUGACGUGCGAGUCAUGUCCAUGGCACCCAAGGACGAGCACGAGGCACAGGCGUUUGACGUGCGGGUCAUGUCCAUGGCGCCCAAGGACGAGCACGAGGCACAGGUGAGGAGAGAGGUCACGUUUUAUCAGGUGAGGAGAGAGGUCACGUCAUCAGGUGACUUGCGGGUCAUGUCCAUGGCGCCCAAGGACGGGCACGAGGCACAGGUGAGGGCGAGGGGGUGGAUGGCACAGGCACAGGGAGCAAGUUCCUUUUGGGCUAUCGGGCGAAUGGUUGAGAGUUGUGGUGAAGGUUUGAAGCCUGUCAGCAUACCUGGACUGGAGGCGUUUGACGUGCGGGUCAUGUCCAUGGCUCCCAAGGACGGCACAGAUCCAGUUAGCUCUGGGGCAGGGAGUGCUGGCGGUGGUGGGCGUGAUGGGCACACAGCGCAUGCCCCUUACCCUUCAAAGCGAGGGGUGCUAGCGGUGGUGGGGGUGAUGGGCACACAGCGCCUGCCCUUCUCCUCCAACUCCUUUGAUGCCGUGCACUGCGCUAGAUGCCGUGUGCCAUGGCACAUUGAUGGUGGGUGGGGGAUCAUUCCCAAUCAAGCAUGUGUGCAUGCACUCCCUCUCUCACUGUGCCUUCCCUUCUCCUCCAACUCCUUGAUGCUGUUCACUGCGCUCGAUGCUGUGUGCCAUGGCACAUUGAUGGUGGGUGGCAUGCUGCUAUUGGAGCUGAACCGAGUGCUGAGGCCAGGAGGCUUCUUCAUCUGGUCGGCCACGCCUGUGUACCGCCACAAGGGGGAUGACGAGGAGAUCUGGAGCGGCCCAUGCUUCAUCUGGUCGGCCACGCCUGUGUACCGCCACAAGGGGAAUGACGAGGAGAUCUGGAGCGGUGAGUGUUCGGCAUGGCGGGGUGAAUGCACGGAGGGACGGGGAAUGGGAGAUGGAGAAUGGGAGAUUGGGAAUGGGAGAUUGGGGAAUGGGAGAUGGGGAAUGGGAGAUGGGGAAUGGGAGAUGGGGAAUGGGAGAUGGGGAAUGGGAGAUGGGGAAUGGGAGAUGGGGAAUGGGAGAUGGGGAAUGGGAGAUGGGGAAUGGGAGAUGGGGAAUGGGAGAUGGGGAAUGCAUGUGUACCACCACAAGGGGGAUGACGAGGAGAUCUGGAGCGCAAUGGCUGACCUGGCGCAGCGCAUGUGCUGGACACUCAAGGUGAGGGAGAAGGAGGACGAGCUGGACAACGUGGGCGUGGCCUAUUCAUUCCGUUUUUCCUCACCUUACCCCCUCUCUCUCUGCACACCUUUCUCCCAUCCCUGCCCAUCCCCUUCCAACCCCCACACCCACGCUUUGUUUUUUGUUUUUGCAGCAAUGAGUGAUCUGGCGCAGCGCAUGUGCUGGACGCUGAAAGUGAGGGAGAGGGAGGAUGGGCUGGAUAAUGUGGGCUAG